AUGCCUGGGUCUACUGGGAAGGCAUCAUCCCAAGCCUCCACCAUCACCGAGCAGGAGCAGCACAGGAAGAAGUUGGAGAAACUGACCAUACAGAUGCACAGCAUGACUUGUGAGAGAGACGAGCUGUGUGGGAUCCUGGCCCGUUACACUGACAAGGAUUUGAACAACAGGCUGAAUUUUGAACUGGCAAUACUGAAUAUGGAACAUCAGAAAGUGAUGCUGGCCCUGCAGAAAUUACCGAAGGAGUUAAGAGAGGCCUGGGACAAGUAUAAGGAGCUGGCGCAGGAGACCGAAUCCUGCUGUCGGCUCCUGAUUGAGUGGACCAAGCUGAAGCAUGCUGUAAAAUCUUUGAGGAGAGAGAACAGAAAACUUCAGAGGGAGCAGGUUCUGCUGCAAAAGUCCUGGGAGGAGACAAAGAGGCUCUGUGAGGAGGCCCAUGAGAAGAUCUGCGGCCCCUGGGCAAAGCAGCAGCAGGACCAGGACGGAUUGGAGAAAAGACCACAGGACCCAACGAAGCAAAAAGAACUGGUCACCCAGCAAAAGGACUUGGCAGAAAAGAUGCAGCAUCAACUUGGUGUCUCUGAGAUGAGCUCUGAAAUACGUCAGUAUGGGCCAGAAGAGGCCUCAGCCCAGGACGAGAGCUCCCUGCAGCUGCUGCUGCAGGAACACUGA
Messenger RNA from Acomys russatus (golden spiny mouse), 672 nucleotides. RefSeq names its product disks large homolog 5-like. The record is from RefSeq and is a predicted model, not a curated record. Lineage: Eukaryota; Metazoa; Chordata; Mammalia; Rodentia; Muridae. The transcript is spliced from 6 exons. Bases 1 to 672 code for a protein of 223 amino acids.